UCUGCAUUGUAAGUAGCUCUGAGAGCAGCAAGUAGUGGCGGCCGUUUUUCAACCUGUUUUUGUUUUCUCGAGGAGCAGGAGAACGAGAAGGAGAAGUGUCAGGAGGAAGAACACAGAGUUGAAAAAGUCUCAGCUGGGUUUUUUCUAAAAGAUAGAAAGAAGAAGCUGUAGGAGGAGGAGUGGGAAAGAAGCCAGGAGGAACACAAGGCAGCAAUGGAUAGAAGAGUGGUUCAGUCUGACCCUGGGAUGGCCUGGAUUCUCACACUGCUGCUGGCCACCAGCCAGCACACGCACUGCUAACGCCAACGAGCUCCCAUGUUUUCGUUCAGCCAUGCUCCCUGGGUAUGGAUUCUCACUUUUUCCUGAUUUCCACCCUCACCUUCAUGCUUUCCGCUGCGGGGGAGAGAGCCCCAGCAUGUGGAUCCCCGGCUCAGGAGAGUCCCCGGCUCUGAGCGAGGUCCAGGAGGACAGGCCGCUCCUCCACCCGUGCCAUCUCAAGCAUGUUGCAGUGUGCCAGGAGGAAACUUUGGCUUUUAUUGAGCUACAACCACCAGUGACUCCGAAACUAAACGGGCUCAGCUCCCCAAGGCCGGCUGUUAUUCCAGAUGCACAAUGCAUAACACACACUCUUUCAUUGAGUGGUUACAGACACACACUAAAUGAGCUGAAUGACAUGAAGAACGGCUGCCACAGGACAGACAAUGAACAUGAAACACUUUUAAACUCUCAUACAAGUGUGGGCGAUGGUGAACCUGUGCGGACUGAAAAGCCACAAACUGUCACAACAGUAUGUCGUCCCCCCCACACAGCUCUUAGCCUCCCUCUGUCGUUCCCUCUGUCCUCUCUGUACACAAACACGGACUCAUGGGAAUCUCAGGUACCUUGUUCACCAUCCUCACCUGAAGGUCCAGGGUGUCUGAGCCCAAACACCGGCCAGCUGCAGAGGAGAACAUCACAAGGCUCAGUGAAAGAAAAGUCUAUCCGGCGAAAGAUGCAGGUUUAUUCUCCAGAUAGCACGAGUGAUGAGUCUCUCAGCAGCCCGAUCCUGGACUACAUCUUCCCUGGACCUUUUGCAUCCUUUCUGGAGGAGGACCUCAGUGGAUUAUCCUCCCUGGAGGCGAUGUCAAGUCCCUCAUCCACAGACGGUGCUACAGAUCUCCCAGGCCUCAGUCAUGAGGAUAUUUUUAAUCUACCCACAGAACCACUGGAGAUAAUACAGGACUCAAUACUGGGGAUGAGGGAAGAUGGCGGGAGUGUAGAGAUGUCCAGUGCCACGGGGGGCAGCAUUUUGUCACGCAGUCGUCAUGGAGACCAAGAGCGGCGACGCUUCUCAGCCUCAGAACUCAUAUCGAGACUUCAGCUGUCUCAGAGGAAGAACUCCUUCACCCUGAAGCUGGGGAAGUCGCUGUCAGCACGGGUCGCCUCCAGGGACCGACAGAGCUCCAACAGCCUCUGUCCCAACCCCGACUAUAAGUCCAGCUCCAGGCACCACAGCUCAGGAGGUUCUAGUAACAGCGCCCCCCACAGUCCUGAAGGACCUGCACCUCCUCUGCCCAGCAGUGACAAUGGGAUGCCGUUGCAUAGAUGGAGCACAAAACUCGGAAUGCGAAAGAAAUCCAUUGAAGACGACUCGGCCACACUUCCAACUGUUAGUAAUUCAAAUCGGCUGUCAAGGUUUUUACCGAGUUCGAUUCUGUACCAGGAAUACAGCGACGUCGCCAUCAACCGAGAGAUUCAGAGGCAACAGGGGAAGGAGCCGGGCACCGAGGACGAGGGGCUAAGGGACGAGGGGUCCGACGGGGGGGGCCCGUCUCCAUCCAACCUGUCUCCAUCCAGCUCCUUCCGCUCCUCACGAGGUUCUGCUUUCGCACUGUGGCAGGAUAUACCCGAUGUAAGAACCAGUGGUCAGCUCGACAAUUUCAGCAAUGAGGAGAGGAAAUUACAAGAGGCAAAGUUUGAGCUGGUGACGUCUGAAGCAUCGUACAUCCGCAGCCUCACCAUCGCCGUGGACCACUUCAUGCUGUCGCAGGAGCUCGCCGAGUGUCUUGGAGCUCAGGAUCGGCAGUGGCUCUUCUCCAAGCUGCCUGAGGUCAAAGAUGUCAGUGAGAGGUUCCUCCAGCACCUGGAGCGCAGACUGGAGCUCGACAUUCUGCGUUUUGAUGUGUGCGACAUUGUCCUGGAUCACUGCCCGGCUCUGCGAAGGGUUUAUUUACCUUAUGUAACCAACCAGGCCUACCAAGAACAGACAUACCAGCGUUUGCUGCACGACAACCCUCGGUUCCCCGGCAUCCUGGCUCGUCUGGAGGAGGACCCCAUCUGCCAAAGACUUCCCCUGACCUCUUUUCUAAUCCUCCCAUUUCAGAGGAUCACACGGCUUAAAAUGCUGGUGGAGAAUAUCUUAAAGAGGACAACACCGGGCUCCCGAGAUGAGGACACUGCCACGAAAGCUUUCAAUGAGCUGAAAAAGAUCAUCAAAGAAUGUAACUCCAGUGUACAGUCGAUGAAGAGGAUGGAGGAACUGAUUCACCUCAAUAAGAAAAUUAAUUUCGAGGGAAAGAUCUUUCCUCUGAUCUCUCAGUCUCGCUGGCUGGUGAAACAUGGUGAACUCCUGGAAGUGGACACGCAGACAAUGAGUAUUUCUGGAUCCAAGCUGAAGUUACCCACCAAGCCGGUGUACCUGCACCUGUUCAACGACUGUCUCCUGCUGUCCAGGAGGAAGGAUACCUGGAAGUUCAUGGUGUUCGUACAUGCCAAGAUAGGUGAGCUGAAAGUGAAGGAUCUCAGUCAGAAGCUGCAGGGCAUCUCAGGCUUCAUCUUCCACCUGCAGCUGUGUGAAGGCCAGCAGCUCAAACACCAGAUCCUGCUCAAAUCCCACACUGAGAGCGGGAAGCACAGAUGGAUCACAGCAAUGUUUCCCUCGAAUCCUUUGGAAGACAUCGAGCAGGCCAAUGAGAAUGAUGAUAUAUCCCAGGUCCAGUGCAUCAAAAGCUAUCAGGCCCAGGAGCACGAUGAGUUAACACUGGAAAAGGCCGACAUUCUUCACGCAAAGACCAUUACAAGUGAUGGCUGGGUGGAAGGCAUCCGACUGUCGGAUGGGGAACGGGGCUGGUUCCCCAAAACCUACGUGGAGGAAAUCACAAGUCGCAGCGCGCGGCUCCGCAACCUCCGGGAAAAUAUCCGCAUCAAAUGUGUCACACAGAAACUGGAGGGAGAUGAGUGACGAGCUUAACAGCAGCUCGUCCUGUGUCAGAGGUGCAAUUUAGCCGUUUAAUUUUAAGGCUUAUGGAUCAUUCCUUUAAUUCUAGAUGGAUGUGGGAGCCUUAUGUAGUUUGCAGGUUCUUUCAAAAGGCAACACUUUUGACUGCUCUUACUAAUUUCCUUUACCAUGCUAACUAUUACAGUACAAAGCUUCUCCUUCUCCACCACAGUUUUACAAUAACACAAAUUCAUACAACAUAAGUCUGCUGGCAACAGUUCACAUUAAGAUAUUUUAGCAGUUUUCCACUCUGUAUUUCCUAAACCUUUUAUGAGCUUUUGCUUUGUGCAUGCUGCCUGUGAAGACAUUUUAAUACCAUUUAAAAUCAGAGAAAAAAAUCUAGUAUCUCUAUUAUAAUUGUGGAGGAUACUGUGCAUGAAUGCACAUUAAGUAGAAUGCAUCCUAAACACAUCUAAAGAUAAAUGUUUUCAUAUCAGACGAGAUCAACUCUUAUCAGCAGCAUGAGGUUAAUUUAGCGUCUGUGACUUGUGCAGUAAACUGAGCUCUGUGAGGUGCAGGACUUUAUUCAUGUGUUAUUACCACAGUAGAAAGUCAUCUGAGGCAGAUCCUGCUGCUGAGCUUCAUCCCACACAUCACAGGCUUAUUAUCUUUGGUCUUUGUUCUGAUGCUUUCAUUACACUACACUACACAACAGAAGCACUACAGCGCACCAGUUAGUUUCCCUCCAUGUGUUAAAGACGUGGAUUGUUAAAAUAAGCCUUAAUAUUUAUUAAAAAUGACAACACCAUCCCAGUAUAUACUGUAAAUGGUGUGUAGCAAAAGUAAUCCGGCCUGCAUGAACACUCACAAUUGGGUUAGGGUUAGUUUUUUUUUACUUAAGCAGUAAUGUCUGGCUCUCUCUUUAGAAGGCUGCACUACACAAAUACUUUCAAUGCUCCAAUAGAAUGUUGAAGUAAAUAUUUUUUAAACUCCAUGACAGAACCAAAGCACAACAAUACAUUGAUCUUACUGACAAGUAUUGUCUAUCAGAGCUUAUUCUCCUGCUUCAUAAAGUUACUAAUGGGACUUCACACCAUCCUACUGUUGUAAAUACCAACUAGAGUAUUAAAUAUAUAUAUAUAUAUAUAUAUAUUAAUCUGCUACUGAAAAUAGUCCCUGCCAAAUUCACUGUUUACUCAGGUUGAAGUUCCCAGCUAUUUUAGUGAUUUAUGAAAUAUUUUUUUAGAUAUAUGCUCAUGACCUGUCUGUUUUUAAAGGCAUUGAGCCCCUGGCAGGAUAGAAUCAGCUUUUCAUUUAAAGUAGUAAAAAAAAAUACCCAAUUCAAAAUGUGCAAAUUAAGCUUCAAAAGUACAGAUCAAUUUAGCAGCAGUUCAGUGAGGCUUGAUGUUAUUGCAUUACACUAAUACAAUACAAAACAAUAGCACUGAGUUGAAUUAAAGCCUUUAUAUCAAUAGUGUUAAAAUCCCCACGUGAUCAAUAGUGCAGUGUAACUGUGCUAAAUCUGUCGUUAAUGAACCACUAUAAUCAACAUUCAAAUGUAAACUCUACCAGUGGCACAUUAAAUGUUUAUAACCCAACUUUUUUUUUCUUUCUCUAAGUUGUUAGUUGUAAUUUAAGUGGUUGCUAUGGCUGCCUGUGUAUUUAUACUCCUCUAGCUGGUUGUUCUCUAAGGAGAUUCUUGAUGUAAAUGUACUUUUCUGUAGAUGGCCACAUGUAAAAAUAGUAGAAAAUUGUUCAUUUACUUUUUUUAACAGUAAUUUAUAUAUAAAAAGAUAUCAUGGCAUUCCAUAGUAAUAAACUUUGCAUUCAGAGUGAUUUCUACUACCACAGUGAAUAAAGAUACUGUGAUACACUGGAUGUUUACUGGAUAUCUCAACACUACUGUAAAUGUUUAACCACUGAAAU
Messenger RNA from Limanda limanda (common dab), 5122 nucleotides. It is a transcript of the gene arhgef19, whose product is annotated as Rho guanine nucleotide exchange factor (GEF) 19. The coding region runs from base 332 to 3220 and encodes 962 amino acids. The record is from RefSeq and is a predicted model, not a curated record. Lineage: Eukaryota; Metazoa; Chordata; Actinopteri; Pleuronectiformes; Pleuronectidae. Gene Ontology annotation, molecular function: guanyl-nucleotide exchange factor activity; protein binding. The transcript is spliced from 16 exons. Gene Ontology annotation, biological process: regulation of actin cytoskeleton organization; activation of GTPase activity.